UCGGCGGCGGCUAGCGCCGAACGAUUGCGGGCUGUUUCUUUACUCUCACGUGAGCGGGGCCUUGGCGACGCCGCGAGCACCUCCAACAAAGUAGGCGCACGGUCAAAGUGAAAGACUUUUCAGAUGUGUCGACCGUCGCUGGCGGCGAUGUCAACGCUCCUAAUGGCGUCCGGCCCACUGCGUGCUUAUCCUUGAAUGGUAGAAAACUCUACCAGAUCAUUGUUUUCCACAUAGUUCCCCGCCUUCUCUGAUCAUUCGUGCGCCAUUAAUGGAGGGAGAGGAAGUGCCGUCCUAUUUUCUGUGUCCGAUAUCUCUGCAGCUGAUGAAGGAUCCGGUGACUCUCUCCACCGGCAUCACCUACGAUCGGGAAAGCAUCGAGCACUGGAUCUUCGCCAGCCGCCGGAGCACUUGCCCCGUGUCCAGAAAAAUCUUGCCGGACUCUGAAAUCCUCACCCCGAACCACACCCUCCGCCGCCUCAUCCGAUCUUGGUGCUCCCUCGACGGCGUCGCUAAGCAGCUGCUCCCGGCAGUGAAUCUCCCGGCGGUCGAUGCUGCCCGCGUCGCGGAGCUCCUCGAGCUGCACCCGCUUGCCGCCCUCCGCCAGCUCCGUGCCGUCGUGGAAGAGAGCGAGCGCGGCAAGCGGUGCGUCGAGGCGGCCUCCGGCGCCGUCGACUUCCUAGUUUCCUUCGUCGUCGCCGGCGAGGAAGCGCAUUGCGCCGAGGCACUUGAUAUUCUCCGAUUGCUCAGGGUCUCGGGAGCCGACCUCGUCGGGAGAAAUCCGCGCAUCGUCGAGUCAUUGACGGCGAUUCUGAGGCGACGAGGCGACAGCCAAAUCCAAUCGCGAGCCAACUCUAUGCAUCUACUCGACGUGCUCGUGCGCGAGAUGUCGCACGACGAGCUCGCCGCCCUCGGCGAGGAGGUCUUUCUCGAGGUGGUCAACGUGGUGCGCGAGGGCGUCUCGCAGCAAGCGACCAAGGCCGCGCUGCGCGUGCUGGCCACGGCGUGCUCGUGCCCGACGGGGCGGAGCCGCGUGAAGGCAGUGCGCGCCGGCGCGGUGGCCGCGCUGGUGGAGGUGCUGCUGGCGGAUCCGGAGCGGCGGGCGUGCGAGCUGGCGCUGGUGGGCAUGGACCAGGCGUGCAGGUGCGCGGAGGGGCGGGCGGAGCUGGUGGCACACGCGGCCGGCGUGGCGGCGGUGGCGACGAAGCUGCUGCGGGUGUCGGACGCCGGGAGAGAGAGAGCGGUGAGGGUGCUGCACUCGGUGGCGCGGCACGCAGCCACGCCGGGGAUAGUGAGGGAGAUGGAGGAGGUGGGGGCGGUGGCGGAGCUCUGCUUGGUGCUGCAGCUGGAGUGCAGGAGGAAGACGAAGGAGAAGGCCAGAGAGAUCCUGAGGCUGCACGCUCGGGCGUGGAGGGCCUCGCCGUGCCUCCCGCCUAGCUUCCAUCUCUCCUAAGCCCCUAUCCCUCUUCACCACUCGAUUAAUCAAAUCUCAUCUCUGCUCAUAAUUCUCGAUCAAUAUUUUUGAACCUCUCUCGAUCGAUCUCAAAGUUGCUGCCUUUUCCCUCGAUCGAUCACAGUACGUACUAGCAGAUCAGGUACGGUGCGUUGUAAUAUAAUUCUAUGUUAAUUUCAUGCAAAAGUAAUUCGAACUUUUCCUUAAUUAUAUUCUCAGGCAAACAAUUAACGGUGAUGAUUAAAUUAAUAAAAAGUUAUUGCAUGGUGAUUGGUGAUUGGCGUCUGUGUAUAUGCAUGGAGUUUGUGUUAUGAUGAUUUCUGAUUGCUUCAGGUUUUGCCAAGGAACUAUAUCGAUCUGCAGGUAGGUUUAUUUAUCAUGGUGGGUUUCAUCCAUUAUCAGUUUGGAAAGUUGUGAAGUUUCAUCCAUUACUUUUUCUCUCCUUAUUUUCACGUAACUUCAGUUUUUUUUAAAAAAAAAAAAAAUUCAAAA
Molecule: messenger RNA, 1942 nt
Organism: Zingiber officinale
Lineage: Eukaryota; Viridiplantae; Streptophyta; Magnoliopsida; Zingiberales; Zingiberaceae
Product: E3 ubiquitin-protein ligase PUB23-like
Exons: 1
Coding region: 269-1450 (393 amino acids)
Biological process (GO): protein ubiquitination
Molecular function (GO): ubiquitin protein ligase activity
Source: RefSeq, a predicted model, not a curated record